This is a messenger RNA of Habropoda laboriosa, 4360 nucleotides long. RefSeq lists its product as uncharacterized. Gene Ontology annotation, biological process: signal transduction. NCBI's taxonomy places the organism in Eukaryota, Metazoa, Arthropoda, Insecta, Hymenoptera, Apidae. The record is from RefSeq and is a predicted model, not a curated record. The transcript is spliced from 12 exons. The coding region runs from base 1 to 4203 and encodes 1400 amino acids.
AUGGCGGAGCGUCCCGGGGGUAGGAGACGUUCGCGUCGCGACAGCAUGGAGACAGGGGGUUCUUUGCGUGGUACGCCGCCAACAUCGAAGGAUCGAAGGACUAAACGAUCGAGCAAACCGUCCAAGGAGCGAUGGUUGCUCACGAGAAAGACGUGGCGUUACAUGGCCGACGCCGGUAGACGUUUGAUACCCGAUGGAACGCACAACAGACCGGAGGAUAUUCCAAAGAUAGAGCAGUAUUUUCAGGAAGUGUGUCAGAAGGAGCCUAGAUUUCUGCUGUGGAGGAAAGCCUCGUACCCGGGUACCUUGGGUUUCCGAUCGCAGAGGCGUAGAAGACAGGUGAAAGGUGGCAGUUGUCGAACGAAAGCUAGCUCGGCCGACGAAGCUGACGACGUCAGAGGUCCACCUAGAAGUUUCAUCCUUCAACCCCCCCCCGCCGGUAAAUUUGACCUGGCCAAGGCUAAGAGAGAGUGGCUACUAGCGACAAAAGGUGGUAGUACACCGUCGAGUCCCGUGGAGCACAGAAAGUUUCAACAGGAGGACGCGGAAACUAAAGCAUUGGCCGACAUGCUGCAAAAGUACCUGAACAUGCAGAGUGACGUCGCUGGUACGACGAAAUCGAAGGGUAGAUCGGAUUUUUCCGGUCAAACGGAGGGCAAAGAGCUGUUCGACUAUCAGAGUCUCAUCGACAAGCUCCAGCAACAUCUAGAUCUGAUGGUUGCUCAGUCGAAGCUGGAGGAACUGUCUGUUCAACGAGGAUCCACGGAUAACAAGGACAGAGACAAGGUUCCGAAGUCCAUGCAACCGUAUCAAGGAGAUUACGUGCACAAAUCGCUGAUGGACACGAUAGGUCGGUACUACAGCAAAUCUGGUACCAGGGAACACGUGAUCUCCUCUAUUCUAACCGAUCGAAAGCUCUUGGAGAAGUUGUACUUCGACCUGAGGUGCACCAGAGGUUUCAGAGGGCCACGUGCGACUGGCGCCUACACGUCGCCGUCGACACGUUGGUGGACCCACCAGCGCAACAGAGGACCGUCGAAGGAAUCCGAAGACUGGCUCUCUGUCAGAAGGGACGCCAUCUCCCCGCCGCCUCUGAUAGCCGUCCAAGAGCCCAGCACCGAUCGCGGUCCAAUUGACGACGGUGUCCAAACGGAUCCUGUACCUCGCGAGGUGAUCGACGCGAUUUUGUUGGAACGAGAGAAGGAGGAAUCGUCGGAGGAGCCAUCGGUGCAUAAAACGAGCAGCGGCAGCGGCGGUCGUAGACGAAGCAGCGUCGACAACGAUGACGUUUCACCGUCUGUCAGCGACACGAUCAAGAGGUAUCUACGAAUGGCCAGAAAGAAGUCCAUGGACGCCGACAAAGUGGACAGGUUCAAGCGGGUGAACUACGACAGAAACCUGAGGAACAUCAAGGCUAAAGGAGAGAUCACGAAGUUGAGCGACGACGAUGGGAAUAACAAAGGAUGUCAGACCGACGACAAUUGGGCGGUUAAUUACAGAGAGAUGUCCUCGACGGAGAAUCCAUCGGAGAAUCUGUCAGAUGCGGACACUACGACAUCGCCGCCGAGUAGAAACGCGAGCUCAAGGAGCAGCAUCGAUGCUGGCCUUGGCUCGGAAGAACCACUGACCCCUAAGCAUCACCAUCAUCAGUCCUUCCUAUCCCAUCUCCUACACGGUUCCAACGCGCACAAGGAUAAGCCUCACUCGGCACCCGGUUCACCGGCACUCACGUCAUCGUCCACCAAUUCCGCAGGUGGCACAGCGAUGCAGAAGAGCAAGUCCUCGAGCAGCGUGGUGCAUCACGGCAGCCGACUGGUGGCCAAGAAGAUAUGGAGGUCCAGGAGCAAGAGCACCUCGAGGGCGACCAAUCAACCCUCGGUAUGGACGCCGCAGGGAAAGUGCACGUGGGCGGGAACAGGUGGACGACGAGUCACCCUGCAGGACACUUCGCUAAGGUCACUGUCAGAAAUCGAGAGAAAGGUCCUGUGCAAGGUGGCAGUCGCGAAACUUCAGGCCCUCAACCUAGGUGUUCAUAUUAGGCCACCGAGCGAAUCGCUCGGUAGCAGUGCCGUUGUUACGAAGCCGAAGAGGAGAGCUCCUCUGCUGAAGAGGAAAGCUCUUACCACCGGUUUCUUCGACAAUAAGGGAAAGGACGACAAGGAAAAGGAUUCGUCGGGUGGCCUGGUAUUUGGCAUACCGCUGUCACAGUGUUUGGAGAACGAUAGGAUCGCUAGAAUCGCCGCUGGUGAGGUCUCGGAUGUCGGUUGCUUAUCGAGGAGCAGCAGACACGGCAGUAGAACAAGCUUCACGAGCCUCAUCGAACCAACUGUCGCUGCAAAGACCGACGAGGGUGGCUCGUGCGAGUCUUUAUCGUCGAAAGGCGGAGCUCUAACCGGAAGCGACUCCGGGGUGCUCGAGUUGAGCGACAGCGGCGGAGGAGGCCCUCCAGGGGAAUGGGACGCAGUUCCAGGCGUAGUGAGACAGUGCAUCAGGCAUCUGGAGAACACAGGCCUCCGGACGCUCGGCAUCUUCCGAGUGUCGCCUUCGAAGAAGAGGGUAAGACAGUUAAGAGAAGAUUUCGAUUGUGGUCGUGAGACGAAAAUCGGACCCGAUCAAUGUCCCCACGAUGUGGCAGCCCUUCUGAAGGAAUUUUUGAGGGAUCUACCCGAUCCUCUACUGUGCAGGGAUCUCUACCAAGCCUUCGUCCAUACACAAAAGAUCCGGAACAGGCGACUUCAGCAAGAGGCUCUUCAGCAUCUCAUUCAGCUGCUGCCCACGCCGAACCGUGAGACGCUCUGGGCACUUUUGAGCUUUCUCAGCGUGGUGGCAGCGAACAGUGAAGAUCAAAAGACGGAGACAGGCGAGUGGGUACCGGGGAACAAAAUGGACACGACCAACUUGGCCACGGUAUUCGCGCCGAACAUCCUCCAUUGCGUGAAGCCCGGACAGAGGUCAGAGGUGUCUGCAGAAAGGGCGGAAGAAAGGAUAGACGUAAUAAACGUGGUGAGAGCUCUUCUAGAGCACGCUGCAACGUUAUUUACGGUGCCGGCCGCACUUCUAGACGAGGUGUACCUACACAUGAUGGACACACAUCCUGCUGAUUUAGAUCUCGCCCUUUCUCGACGCUCUGAAGAGCAGUGCGGAGACGAGGCGGAUCCAUGCAGCGAAGCCGAAACCUUUUCGGUCGAGGAGACGCUGACGACGUCGACGACGACCACCACAGCCACCACCACGUCCACCAGAAAGGUAUGGACCAGGGAGCAGUGUCUCCACCAGACUGCCGGCGUGGGUGGAGAUAUAGGUCCAAGGCCGAGGCGGCCAAAGAGGCCUGGAAGUCGACGAAAAGAGGAGGGCAGGAGUAACAGCGUGGACAGUGGAUCUAGCGAGGAUCCGGCUGAUCCUCGAAGAAGAUCCUCGCCCAUGGUAAUCACCGCCAGUCUCACCAUACCGAUGUCCGGAGCGUUCACGUUGAACCUCGACGAUCCGGACAUUCCUUACAUCGAGGAAGCGCCUAAACAACCGAGCGCGCCGCCGAGGAGGCAGAGGCAGCGAUCGAUUUCCGGUUGCAGCGAAGGUGGAAGGCACGGAAGCGACAGCGCCGUGGGCUCUUCCGCCACGUUGUCCGGCGAUCAAGCGCCAAGUUCACCUCCGUCGUGGGCGUCCUCGCCACCUGCCAGCCCGGACAGCGCGGUCACCGCUGUUUCGUACAUCCCCGACCAACAAGCCGUUCUUCAGAGGGUGUCGUUCACCACCUCGAGCGAGGUACGCCAAGUGACCAGGUCGAGUAGCAGCCAAGAGACGUCGAGGAGCACAGCGGCACCGUACACGCCGAGCAUCACGAGCAUCGGUGGUGCGGUUUUGAGGUCGAAGACCGCCGACAUUGAGAGGAUGUUGCACAUCACCAGACCGGACACCGGUAUUACCAUGUCACCUCAGAGCAAGACCAGCUCGACGACCACCUCCUCCGAGAGCAAAAAGUACACGAAGAGACGGUACACAGACUCGAGGCAUCAGACGCGUCACAUCCCCGACUCUGACACGUUGGCGGGGAAGGGCACGGUCACAGUUUCGGCCACGUCUGUCACCAUGUCCUCUUCGUCCUCGGCUACCGGCGCGCAGAAUCAACGAGCCGGAGCACAGCCGGUCUGGAAACGACGUGAGCUGAUCUCCAGCGCGCCUAAGGACAGGGAAGGAUACUUCUGAACGUCCCUUUCCCAGGGGCGAUCGAAUCGAAUGUUUCCAACAUCUCGAUGGACUGUUUUCUCUCUCAGGACUCGUUUUCAAAUAGACUUUAUCUCUCUCACAGACAUUCGAUUAAUUAAAUUAGCCUAGAGUUUCAUCUUCAGAAGAUGAACGAACU